AUGUCGGACGAAAUCGAUCGCGAACGUCGCACCGGUGGGUUUUAUCGCCGGGCGGCUAAAUUUCGGAGGGUGAACGAGGCCGGAGAUGAGCAGCCAGCGGGCCCUAGCCGAAAUGAUUCGUUUCCCCGCGAGGAAUCCACUCUGGAGCAGCCGGUGAUUCCGGCAGAGCCGAUACCGGUGGAUCCGGAAGAGCCGAUGCCGGUGGAUACGGAAGAGCCGAUACCGGUGGAUACGGAUGCUGAUCGGCUUUCCGAUUAUUUGGGCGAGAGCGACAGUUGUCAGGAGAACGACAGUGACGAGGAAAUUGAGAUGGAGCGCACGUUCGAGACAAUGCCGAUCGACGACGGGAUUCGCUAUUGGGCGUUGGUCAACAACGAAACGCACCGGUCCAUCAACAUGGUGUUGCAGCUUUUUCGAAGAGCAGGCGUUCGCGUGCCUCGAUCCGCCAAAACUUUGCUGCGCACCAAGAGACAUGCGUCUAGUGAAAUUGCUGAACUUGGCGGUGGGCACUAUUGGUAUAACGGGUUUGAGAAAACGUUGGCCAGUUAUUAUCGAUGUGAUGCUCCACCAGUUGAGCAGUUCACGUUGACGCUGUCGGUUGAUGGGUUGCCGCUGCACAGGAGCGGAGCAAUGCAAUUUUGGCCAAUACUUUUCGCCGUCGACGAGUUGCCGGCAGCUCCAGUAAUGACGGCGGCCAUCUAUUGUGGGCUCACAAAGCCCACAAGUAUCGAAAUGUACCUGCGCCCAGCGAUCAAUGAGCUGAACGGCCUUUUACGAAACGGUAUGCUUCUAAACGGGAAGCAUAUCACCGUUAAGGUUCGUGCCAUUGUCGCUGACACUCCUGCCAGGGCAUUUGUAAAAGGUGUGGCUGGUCACACCGGUUACUGGAGCUGCCAAAAGUGUACGGUGCGGGGAACAUACAAUCGAAAGGGUCGCACGAUGGUGUUUCCGUACGAGCGUGCCCCGAAGCGCACGGACCAGAGCUUCCGGGAUAAUGUUCCGGCGGGACACCGGAAGGGUGAUACACCGCUGCUCGAACUGGACAGGUUCGACAUUGUCGAGGACGUUCCUGUCGGUGACCGGCUUCACCUGCUGGACCUUGGCAACAUAAAGCGAAGUUUAAUGGGGUGGCGCGAUGGGAAACUGGGCAAAACACACUGGAAACCGAUUCAAUGGGAGCAGAUUUCGUCGUCGCUACAGCUUACUGCCCAGCCCUGUGAAGUGCACCGCAAGCUACGGCACAUAAAAUUUUUGGGCUACUGGAAGGGUUCCGAACAUGCGUUCUUUUUUCACUAUUGUUCCUUCAUAGUGUUAAAGGCGCAUGUUGAUCCUGCAGAGUACGAACAUUUUAUGCUGUUGUAUUGUGCCAUCACUUUGUUGUCUGCCAAAGCGCACAAAGAAAAGUGGCCACUUGCGGCUCUAAUGCUGGACAAGUACGUGAAGGACUUCGAAACGGUAUACGGGGUAAGGUAUAUGACCAGUAAUGUCCACGCUUUGUUGCAUUUGCACGAUGAAGUGGUUCGUUUCGGGUCAUUAUCUGCCAUUGCGACGUACCGUUUCGAAAGCGCACUCCAGCAUUUGAAGCGUUUGGUUCGCAGCGGCUGGAACAAUCUGGAGCAGGCGGUAAAUCGGCUUUCCGAAUUCGAAAACUUCAGUAUGCCAAAGACCCACGAGCAGACGAUCAGCUAUCCCUCCGUGCAAAGCAAGUUUGUCGUUAAGGUGUUCGUGCGUCCACGUUUCACCUUACAAACCACCUGGGGGAACGCAUGGUUUUUGACCAAGGACGGCAGCAUUGGCAAGCUGCAGUCUGCCGCUUAUGGCACGGAUGUUGAUGUAGGUAAAGUAAUUGUGAGAGGACAUAAACUAAACCGUAAAAUGCUAGCAUUUGACGGUCCUAUGAACUCGAGCGAUAUGUUUAUCUACAGAGGAUGCAUUCGAGACCUGUCGAGCGGUGUUGACCUCCAGUGUGCGACGGAGGAGAUACUUUGUAAGCUGGUGGUAACCAGACACAAAAAUAAGCAGGACCUAACGUUUGUGCCACUGCUGCAUACUUUUUCGGACGAACUACUGUGGUCCGAAUGA
Messenger RNA from Anopheles moucheti, 2082 nucleotides. RefSeq lists its product as uncharacterized. The record is from RefSeq and is a predicted model, not a curated record. NCBI's taxonomy places the organism in Eukaryota, Metazoa, Arthropoda, Insecta, Diptera, Culicidae. Bases 1 to 2082 code for a protein of 693 amino acids. The transcript is spliced from 4 exons.